Messenger RNA from Trichoderma reesei QM6a, 3603 nucleotides. RefSeq lists its product as uncharacterized. NCBI's taxonomy places the organism in Eukaryota, Fungi, Ascomycota, Sordariomycetes, Hypocreales, Hypocreaceae. Bases 1 to 3603 code for a protein of 1200 amino acids. Gene Ontology annotation, molecular function: protein binding; catalytic activity. The transcript has 4 exons. Gene Ontology annotation, biological process: nucleoside metabolic process. The record is from RefSeq and is a predicted model, not a curated record.
AUGGACAGUUAUGAUGUCGUUUGCGAUGAGAAUGAUACGAUACGGGGACUAGGAGCGACGGUCCUUGAAGAGAAGGAUGAGAAGUAUGAGAACUCUGGCGAUACUCGCGACUGCCCUGCAGCUCAAAACAAAAGAAAGCGGUUUAGUCUUGGCGAUAUCGAAACAUUGGCAGCUCCGAAGAAGAGACUGCAGCCAGACUCUGAGGACGCUCACACCGCAACUGGUAGCACUUCGAAGCAAAAGCUGGCUUCUACAGAUUACACUGUUGGCUGGAUCUGUGCCCUGAGCACCGAGUACGUUGCUGCGCAAGUCUUUCUUGAUGAAAGGCAUGAGGGACCAGAUUACGUUGCCCCCAACGACAACAAUGAUUACACAUUGGGCAAGGUUGGGAGCCAUAAAGUUGUAAUUGCUGUCUUGCCUCACGGAGAGUACGGCAUAUCAAGUGCCACGGGCGUUGCAAAGGACAUGCUUCACAGCUUUCCCAACAUCAAGGUUGGCCUGAUGGUUGGCAUUGGAGGCGGCGCCCCAAGCCGGAAGCACGAUAUACGACUCGGCGACGUCGUGGUUAGUGCACCUCGCAAUGGUUCUGGCGGUGUUUUCCAAUACGACUUCGGCAAGGCGAUUCAGAGCGGAUCGUUCUACACAACGGGCUUCCUAAACCAACCUCCACCGCUUCUUCGAGCUGCAGUCAACGGGCUUGAGGCUCACUAUGAGAUCAACGGCCAUCAGCUGGAGGAGGCCAUUUGCGACAUCUUCGAGAAAAAGCCGAGGCUACAACGCAAGUAUCAGCGGCCGCUGGCAACCACUGAUAGGCUGUACUUGUCGUCAGUAUUGCAUCCUUCAGACACCGAUGUAACCUGCGCAGACUGCUGUGGAAACGACUCCUCGAACUUGAUACUGAGGCCUGAACGGACCCAAGAGGACGAUAAUCCGAGGAUUCAUUAUGGCUUGAUUGCCUCGGCGAAUCAGGUGAUGAAGGAUGCCCUCACCCGCGACAAACUCGUCAAGGAGAAAGACGUCCUAUGCUUUGAGAUGGAGGCAGCUGGGUUGAUGAACCAGUUCCCAUGUUUAGUCAUUCGUGGCAUCUGCGAUUAUUCGGACUCUCACAAGAGCAAAGAAUGGCAAGGCUAUGCAGCAAUGACGGCGGCAGCAUACGCAAAGGACCUUUUAUGCAGGAUCCCUCUCCACAAGGUUGAGGCUGAACAGCGGAUCAAGGACGUUCUCUCGGCCGUGACAGGCGUCCAAAAGGGAGUCGAUAGACUUCUCUGUGUUCAACAGGCUGAAAAUCAUCAGAACGUCUUGAACUGGCUCACACCAGUCGACUAUGCUCCUCAGCAGAGAGACUACAUCAGUGUACGACAACCAAAGACGGGCAAUUGGUUUCUGAGUUCGGAAGAGUUCCAAGCAUGGAUCAAUUCUGAUAAGCAUACACUCUUCUGCCCAGGCGGGCCGGGUGCAGGGAAGACAAUUAUGACAGCGGCGGUCAUCGAUCAGCUACAUACAACGUACAAAGAGGAUGACAAGAUAGGUAUUGCAUAUAUCUAUUGCGAUUACCGAAGACAUUUCGAUCAGAAAGCAGAUGACUUGCUUGCAAAUCUGAUUAAACAGUUGGCUCAAACGCAAGCGGCGAUGCCGGAAUGCAUCCAAAGUAUCUAUGAUCAACUCAGGAAUCAGCCAAGACGGCCGUCUCUUGACGAGCUGUCGAAACUUCUGAGCUCGACCAGCCUGAUCUAUGCCAAGGUUUUUAUUGUCGUUGACGCACUGGAUGAGUGUCAGCUUGCAGGUGGUUGCCUGAAAGCUUUUCUGUCUGCGUUAUUCAAGUUCCAGGCGAGUACAAACGAAAACAUCUUUGCAACGACACGGUUUAUCCCAGAGAUCAUGAAGGAGUUCAGGCAGAGCUCGUCUUUGGAGAUUCGUGCCAAAGAUGAGGAUGUGCAAGAAUACUUGGCUGGCAACAUGGUACGGUUUCGGUCGUUUGUUUUGACCAAUCUUGAGUUACAAAAGGAUAUCAAAGAUACGAUAAUCAAAGCCGCAGAUGGAAUGCAAGUUUUUCCGAAUACUACCUCAAGACACACAAAGACUAAUACUAUUAGGUUUCUAAUCGUGCGACUGCACGUUGAUUCGUUGACCGAACUUCCCACAGUAGGGCACGUCAAGAGAGCGCUGCGAGACUUGCCUAAUACCCUCGGCGAGACGUAUGACCAAGCAAUGGCGAGGAUCGAGGCCCAGGGAGAGGCCCUACGCAUCUUGGCCAAGAAGGUCUUGUCAUGGCUCGUUCAUGCAAAAAGGGUGCUCUCCGUAACCGAGCUCCAGUGUGCCGUUGCGAUUGAACCAGGAACAUCUGAACUCGAUGGAGAGUUCAUCCCUGACAAGGAGAUUUUGGGUUCCGUCUGUGCUGGUCUGGUCACCUUCGAUACCGAGAGCCGCGACAUACGAUUGGCGCAUUACACCAUCAAAGAGUACUUUGACAAGGAAGGGAGGCAUUGGUUCCAGCAUGCGGAGACCGAUAUCGCAAGAGCGUGCUUGACCUAUCUCUCAUUUGACGAAACCAAGCCGUUGAGCCAUUUCUAUAGGUACGCCGCAAGUAAUUGGGCAAAUCACGCCCGCGGGGCCCCAGAGAGGCAUCUGAUGCCGCUCAUCUUGGACUACCUAUGCCGCGACGCAAAGGGGUCCUCGCCAGACAGAGCGAUGCCAAUCCAUCGUUCGGGCAUUCAUGUUGCAGUAUCUUUCAAACUCGAAAACACGACCCUGGCCCUGAUUGAAAUGGGACAUGAUGUCAACAGCCCUGAUUUCACAGGCAGUACACCGCUCCUGAAGGCGGUCGAGUCGGGCUGUACGCCUAUGGUUCAGCUACUGCUCAGGGCCGGUGCUGAUGUUGAUUAUUGGGACGAGGCGCUCGACCAUACACCGCUCACGUACGCCAGCGAUGCGGGAGAUGAAAGCAUUGUCAGGUUGUUGUUAGAGCAUGGUGCCGAUGUUGAUUAUGCCCCUCGCGGCGAAGAUUGGUCCGCUCUUUCAUGGGCAUUUCGGGCAGCGCACUUCGGCAUCGCCAAGCUUCUAUUAGAAGGGGGCGCCAAUCCUAAUGUCUAUGCCGGCUUCAAUUUCAAGGAAGUUCCCAGAGACGCUGAGCUUCUUCUGAAAGUGCGAGAGGUGGCUGGCUCUGCUACGAAUCCUUUUGGAUCCUCGUAUUCGAGCCAAACUACUACGGCAAUCUCGAGGGAUUGCCGCAAGUCUCCCCUUUUUGAAGCAGUCAGUCGUGGGCUUGAAAGCCUGGUCAAGUUGCUGUUAGAGAAGGGCGCCGAUGUUGAAGGCAAACCUUCUUCCAAUAACUUAACUCCACUCUGCUUGGCAAUGAGAAGGUCAAGCGAGGAGAGGCGGCGAGAAGCCUUGGAUAUGAUGCUUGGAAACGAAAAAAUUGGAAGCCCUUGCUAUCUUGGGCUUUUCAGCUGGGGAAACAAGGUGCAGCCAACAUAUUGCAGGAAUAUGGCGCCCAGCUACCUGGCGACUGGCAACAUCAGUAUCUACUACCUAGAUACUAGGCGGGCUGGGGUUUCCAUCACAGAUUUGGCAAGAGGUAGGCGCUGGCAAGAACUUCAGUGGUAA